GUGCGGGUACGCCGGAAGGAAGCAGGAUGGCGGGCGACCAGUUGGACUCGUCCGAGCCGCGGAAACGGCGUAAGACGGCGGAGUUGCAAGCAUCCGCUAGUGAAUGGGAUGCAUUCUUCGCGAGGGUCCAGCAAUUUGAUGUGCAGUUUGUCCAGAGCAAGGGCAAGUUUGCCUUUUCUUUCGUUGAAGGGCCGCUUGUAAAAGCGUUGAGAUCUGGAGAUUGGAUUUUGCUUGACGAGAUAAACCUUGCUAGUUCAGAGACAUUGGAAUGUAUAUCCAGUCUACUCCAUGAUCCCAAUGGCUCCAUCACGCUCACGGAGCAAGGCCACCUUGAGCCCGUUCCCCGACAUCCUGAUUUCCGACUGUUUGCGUGCAUGAACCCAGCGACUGACGUCGGAAAGAAAGACCUACCUCCAACGGUCCGCUCUCGUUUCACGGAGAUACAAGUCUCCCCACCUGACGCAGACAGGGAUACCUUGCUGAGCAUCGUCUCGCAGUACAUUGGGCCCUCCGCCGUUGGCGAUAAGGCCGCUAUCAUGGACGUCGCAGAGUACUACACUGCCAUGAAAAGGUUGGCUGACGGACGCGAAGUCGCUGACGGAUCAAACCACAGGCCUCACUAUAGCAUGCGUACCUUGGCGCGCGCUUUAACGUUUGCUUCAGAUAUGACAGGGUCUUUCGGUUUGAGGCGUGCUCUGUGGGAAGGGUGCUUGAUGGCUUUUACCAUGGUCCUGAACGGACCCAGUGCUGAGCUUGCCUUGUCCAUAGCUCAGAAGCACCUCCUAUCUAGAGUGAAGAACGCUCGCUCUCUGUUGUCGAAGGAGCCCGUUCCUCCUCGCUCGAGCUCGGGCUCCGACUUUGUCAAGGUUGGGCCCUUCUAUCUGGAAAAGGGACCCGUGCCGGAAGAUCUCAUUGACGACUACAUCAUGACGCCGUCGGUAGAGAGGAAGCUCAUUGACUUAGCUAGAAUCAUCACGACUCGCCGUUUCCCUGUACUGAUCGAAGGCCCUACAUCGAGCGGAAAGACUAGUUCUAUUGAAUAUCUUGCUCGGCGAACAGGGCAUCGAUUCGUUCGGAUCAACAACCACGAACAUACAGAUAUACAAGAAUAUAUAGGAACCUAUGUCCCUGAUCCAGAGACCGGGAAGCUCGUGUUCAAGGAUGGCCUGUUGGUACAUGCUCUCCGACAUGGGCACUGGAUAGUCUUGGACGAAUUGAAUCUGGCGCCGACGGACGUUCUUGAAGCUCUGAAUAGGCUGCUUGACGAUAAUCGCGAGUUGAUGAUCCCGGAGACUCAAGAAGUAGUUCGGCCGCAUCCACAUUUUAUGCUGUUCGCGACUCAAAAUCCUCCAGGUCUCUAUGGUGGCAGGAAGGUCUUAUCGCGGGCAUUCCGCAAUCGGUUCUUAGAAGUGCAUUUUGAAGACGUACCCCAAGCAGAACUAGAGACGAUUCUAUGUCAACGCUGCCGGAUCGCACCCUCUUAUGGGCAGCGUAUCGUUGCUGUCUUCCGAGAAUUGCAGAAACGGCGCCAGUCCAGUCGAGUGUUCGAGAGCAAGCAUGGCUUCGCGACGUUGCGGGAUCUCUUCCGUUGGGCAGGGAGAGGCGCCGUCGGUUAUCAAGAGCUAGCCAAUGACGGUUACAUGUUGUUGGCGGAGCGAGCUCGACGAGAGGAUGAUAAGGCCGUCGUGAAGGAGGUCAUUGAGUUGAUCAUGAAGGUCACCAUACACGAGAAGGCACUGUACGGAUUAGAUAGGUCGAAGGCAGAACUGGAGGAGUAUCUCGGAUGCACGGUUCCAUCAGGGCCUGGCUUGAUCUGGACGGAAGCAAUGCGCCGACUGUUCAUCCUUCUGUGCAGAGCACUCAAGCAUAACGAGCCAGUUCUUUUGGUUGGCGAAACUGGAUCUGGAAAGACCUCCG
Molecule: messenger RNA, 1917 nt
Organism: Gloeophyllum trabeum ATCC 11539
Lineage: Eukaryota; Fungi; Basidiomycota; Agaricomycetes; Gloeophyllales; Gloeophyllaceae
Product: P-loop containing nucleoside triphosphate hydrolase protein
Exons: 3
Biological process (GO): ribosomal large subunit assembly; rRNA processing
Cellular component (GO): preribosome, large subunit precursor
Molecular function (GO): ATP hydrolysis activity; ATP binding
Source: RefSeq, a predicted model, not a curated record